This is a messenger RNA of Esox lucius (northern pike), 3064 nucleotides long. Its product is annotated as Kv channel-interacting protein 1. Gene Ontology annotation, molecular function: potassium channel regulator activity; calcium ion binding; transmembrane transporter binding. Gene Ontology annotation, cellular component: voltage-gated potassium channel complex. NCBI's taxonomy places the organism in Eukaryota, Metazoa, Chordata, Actinopteri, Esociformes, Esocidae. The transcript has 7 exons. The record is from RefSeq and is a predicted model, not a curated record. The coding region runs from base 560 to 1237 and encodes 225 amino acids. Gene Ontology annotation, biological process: regulation of potassium ion transmembrane transport.
CGUCGCUGGGAGCUGUCCGUUGGCAGUGGUCCUGAAAGUGAAUUUUCACUCUGCUCUCUUAGAGGACGAGAGAGGCCAUGGAGGAAAGGAUGGGAAAAGGAGAUCAAAAAGAGGACUUAAGUAUACCUGGAUAUUUUAAUUGAUGAACAGGAUUAAACUAAACAAAGAUAUUUUUCACUGGUAAGAAGGAGGACUUAACUGAACCAAAAUAUGUUCCAAAGCUUGGAACAAACCAGGAUGUCUGUUCAGGGUUUCCUGUGGAUGGAUAUUUAAACAAACAAAAGUUGGAUUUGACAUCAGUGCUUUGACUCCCUUAGCAAUUUCUUUUGGGUUUUUUUGGAUCUCUGAAAUUCAGUGAGAGAUUGGAAAACAGACUUUGAGAUCACAGAUGUGUUAAUUCCAGGAAGAGAGAUUGAGGAGAAGUCCUCCACUAAUACUGCAUAUAUUUGCUGAAGAAAUAUCUCCAAACUCCUUCCGUAUCAAGCACAGUCUGCCCCCUCCGUUCCUCGACACAUCAUUGGGCCCAUUUUGGCCUGCUUUGGCGCCGGUUGGAGUGAGGAUGACUGGGUGUGCUAAGCGCUGUAAGCAGGGACUGGUGAAGUUUGUUAUGUCCCUGCACAAACUCAUCACUGGAACGCUCAACAAAGAUAAAAUAGAUGACGAUUUUGAGAUGAGCGUCGUGUGUCAUCGGCCAGAGGGGCUGGAUAAAUUGGAGGCUCAUUCCAACUUCAGCAAGCGAGAACUGCAAGUGCUGUACCGUGGCUUCAAGAAUGAAUGUCCCAGUGGUGUUGUGAAUGAGGACACCUUUAAACAGAUCUAUUCCCAGUUCUUUCCCCAUGGCGAUGCCAGUACCUAUGCUCACUACCUUUUCAAUGCCUUUGACUCAACACACAGCGGCUCCAUCAAGUUUGAGGACUUUGUCAUGGCUCUGUCAAUCCUCCUGAGGGGUUCAGUGAGGGAGAAGUUGCAAUGGACCUUCAACCUGUACGACAUCAACAAAGAUGGCUACAUCAACAAGGAGGAGAUGACCGAUAUCGUCAGGGCGAUAUAUGACAUGAUGGGGAAGUACACGUACCCUGCCCUGAAGACAGACACGCCCAGACAACAUGUUGAUGCAUUCUUCCAGAAGAUGGACAAGAACAAAGAUGGAGUGGUCACUCUGGACGAGUUCAUUCUGUCCUGCCAGGAGGAUGAAAACAUCAUGAGGUCCCUGCAGCUUUUCCAAAAUGUAAUGUAGACGAAACAGAGACAAGUAGAGGAAAGAGACUCUGUGGGAGAGAUUUGGAGUUAUAGGAAGAGACCCGUGAGCUGUGAGAAGAAGAGGAGUCCGCCAUUUAAUGGCAAAAAGGGACAAAAACUUGGUUACCAUGAUUACGAAAAGUAAUUAAAACUGUCCAUCCAGCAACAGCUAUACGCUCCUGUCGUGUGGCACAGUGUCUCACCAUCACAUUAUGAUGGUGGGGGGUUAUGACCCCUGCCUUUGACCUGUGACCCCAGUAUAGACAUUUCUGUGACCCUGUAACCUUUCACUCUAGUCCAACCCCUCCGAGGCUCGUUCUGUUGAUGUUGUUCUGCUUAUUAAGGUGAAUGUUUUCUCUUAGUGAGUAUAUCACAGCUGUUAGUGGACAUACUGAAAUGAUAGGGACAUACACACACAUUAAGACACACAGCUACCUACACUGUCCAGCCUCGGCCUUUAAUCCAAGGCGCGCUAUUGAGCAAUCUUCGCCAACAUCCAGUUCCCCUAAAAGGCUUAUUUUUGGUUGUCCACUAUGCUGUUCCUUUAAAAAAACGAGGGAGUGAAUCUUAUUGCAAAUCAAGUAACCGGAUGCAUUUUCUGCACCUUUUCAUGUAGAAUUCAUGUAUUCUGUAUUUGGCAUCAAGGUAUUACGAAAGAUACAUUUGAACCAAGUCAGUCCUAACCUGCUAAAUGCAGAAUUACUGUGUGUUGUAGUGUUACUCGAUGUUGGUGUUGUGGUGAUAUCUGUUGCUGUGUUUUUGUCUCCAACCUUCCUGUCUGUACUGAGCUCUGUUGAUCUUUCUUGUGGUUGGUUUCUCUCCCUGUCAGUGAUAUCCCGUCCAGAGCUUGUGUUGGAUAUUCUGUUGCAUAUGACAGGGUAGUCACUAGUUAAUACAGUCUGAAAAUCCUAUACCCUAUUUUUUUAAUGUUUCCACAUCUUUAACCACGCUGCUAAUUUUCUGACUAACCUUAAAGCAGAUUUACGCUGACAAUUUUAUUUUGAUACAGACAAUUUGAACUUUUUAGCUGUCCUAUCUAGUAAAAACCUGUGACAGACAGAGGCAAGAACUUAUUGUGAGUCCCAUUUUGAAAUAUGUCCUUAUGCUUGUUUUGUCAAUACCGGUAUGUUUGGUGUCCUGUGGGCCAUUAUGACUGUAUAAUAACAACUCUUAAAACAAUACUGAACCACACACUGUAUCCAGAUAGUGAGAGCGAGAUAAAGACGGGAAUGUGUGUGUGCACGUGCACGUGGGUGUGUGAGAAAAGAGAGAAUGUGAGAAAGGGACGUGGGGACGUGGAGACGUGGGGGCUCGUCACUGAGACUACAGGAAUGAAAGCCAUGAGAGAGAUUGACCUAAUCCAAGAUUAAAUACUGGUUGCUUCUGUAUGUAUAUUGGUGCUUUUUGGAAUAGAUCCAAUAUAAAAACAGGCUGCAUAGUAUGCAUGUAUGGGUUUGAAAUGGAAUGGUGUUUAAUGCGUAUGACAUUUCUUCCGGAGAAAUCGUCAGAGUGGGUUAACUGCAAGGAUCAUCUCCAAUUUAUGGUGACCCUGGGAGCAAAUAAUGCUUAAGUACCUCGCUCAAGUCUGCUUGGGGAUUCAAACUAGCAUUGUGAAGACUUACUGACGAGACAACAUAAAACCUGUUACUACACAGUUAUUUAUGCUAUUACUUUGAAGUCAUCUGUAUUUUAUACGAUAUCAAGAUCUAUGAUCAACAAAGCCCAGGGAAGUGAGACUUUCAGACAGUGACAGACAAAAAAACAUGAGUGUGUACUGAAAUGUUGUACAAAUGAUAUUUAACAAUAAACUUUUCAGAGAAAGUAA